AGCAGCAGGGUGUACUUUUACUGGAGCAGCUCGUCAGGUGCGAUACUGUACAUUCACCUAAGCCUUACUAGAGCAGAAGCAGGGAGACAUGAUUGCGGAUCUAUUUCAUAUGCACAUAUCUUAUAAUUUUCACUUUUUCACCUUCAUAACAGUUCCACAUCUUUUUAAGCAGCGCAGCUGUUGUUGCUCGUCUUUUUUUCAAAUAAACGGAAUUAUAAUGAGAGACCGUGUAUUUCGGGAAAAGUCGACAGUUGGCGCACUGCUCACGGUGGCUCUUGAGUUGUUUCCAGUAGAAGUGACAUUUAGCGCCUCGGACUCGGUUAUUUGCAUAUAAAAACCUCCUGGAAAAUAAUUAAUACACCGUAAUUUUAACCUCCGUAACGUUAUUCUACUUGAAAAACAAAAGGCGAGACUUUUUCCACAUAAAAGAAACGGUUUAAAAAAUGUAUUUUCGUCGCAUUUAAAAAUGUGAUUUCUGUGUAUUGAAGAAACUAAGUUACCUCAACAACAGUUAGUAUUAAACAAUUACACAUACGGGUUCGUAAGACACCGAAAACUUCAAUAGAAUCAACCAAACACUUGGAAUAAUAUGGACCAAUCAUGUCUUGAAAUGUUUGAGUGAGCCAAUUAGAAUUAGUUUGUCUGCACCACGUGGCUACCCAAGUUCGGUUGAGGGAUAGAAGGAAGACUUGUCGAGUGUCCAGAUCAUCAUGAUGACGAGAAUUAGCAUAAUUAGACAAUACGGUUGUGUGGCCUGAACAUCAUCAUCAUCAUGUCCCAAGGUGCCAAACAGCAGCACACUGAACCAGCCUGUAAGGCCAGAGCCAAUGGAGGGAUGCUGAGCAUGGGGGGAGUGAAACAAGAGCAGAGCGAAGCACCUCUUUCCCGUGGCGCCCAGGACCCCACCCAGGAAGAGAAUAUCACCUCUCUGUCUGUGCAACCGGUGAAAAAGCGAGGGUGGCCAAAAGGAAAGAAAAGGAAGAAGGUCCUGCCCAAUGGCCCCAAGGCUCCAGUGACAGGCUAUGUACGCUUCCUCAAUGAGCGACGGGAGCAGAUCCGUGCUCAGCAUCCUGACCUGCCUUUUCCAGAAAUUACCAAGAGACUAGGGGCAGAGUGGAGUCGCCUAGCCCCUCUGGACAAACAGCGAUACCUUGAUGAAGCUGAGCGGGAGAAACAGCAGUAUGCAAGGGAGCUGAAGGAGUAUCAGCAAAGUGAAGCUUAUCAGAUCACUAGCACCAAGAUCCAGGACAAGAAAGUGAAGAGAGAAGAGGUUGCAUCUGUCAUCAUUAAUGCCAACAGUUCUGGACAGAUUGGAAUGAAGGCUUCAGACCUCUCCAACAGAUUUGAUGUUCCAAUCUUCACAGAGGAGUUCCUCGACCAGAAUAAGGCACGGGAAGCAGAACUGCGUCGGUUACGUAAAGCCAACGUGGAGUUUGAGGAGCAAAAUGCCAUGUUGCAGAAGCACAUUGCAGACAUGUACAAUGCCAAGGAGCGCCUGGAGGCAGAGCUGGGCCAGGAUGAGCGGCGCACACAGGCACUGCAAAGGCACCUGCUGGCCGUCAAGCACACCCUUGUUAACAGCCUCGCCACGGUGCCCCUGCCAGGUACAGGAGAGACACCUUCACUGGGGACGCUGGAUUCGUACCUUAGUCGCAUGAGUAACUUACUCGAGAGCAAUCCUCAUGAGCACCGUGCCCUGCUGGCUCAGCUGAAGGAGGUCUUGUCUCACCUGGACAGUGAGAAGUUGUAAGCGAACUGGAUCGUCAUCAUUGUAUGGUGCAGCGCAGUCAGUCCAGUAGGGAGUGGAAUUGCGAGAGCACCCUACCCCUCAUUAGGUUAUUAUCACACAGGGGCUAUACCAAUAAAUGUUAGCUGUAGAAUCAAUUGGGUUAUCAGACCAUGUCAAGUUUACAAUUUGUUGAAAGUCAGGAAGAAAAGAAAAAGUGUGUGUGUGUGUGUGUGUGCGCACUUGUAAAGUGAAGCAGGUGGACUAUUUUGAUGAAAAACUUUUCUGGUUAUAUACUAUAAUUUCAUAAUGUAUUUUUCAGUCUCAGAAGCAUUGUUUCCUUUGUUUAUCUUUUUUUAAGUCUUUGUGUGUCAUUCUGUGGUUUAAACAGGUAUGUGUGUAAAUUUGUAUAUAUACUACAGUACCUAUAGUUCCAUAAAGGAGUCUGCUGUGGAAACACAGAGUUAAGUAGUAAAAAAAAAAAA
Messenger RNA from Scleropages formosus (Asian bonytongue), 2211 nucleotides. It is a transcript of the gene hmg20b, whose product is annotated as high mobility group 20B. Gene Ontology annotation, cellular component: nucleus. The coding region runs from base 773 to 1750 and encodes 325 amino acids. Gene Ontology annotation, biological process: regulation of gene expression. The record is from RefSeq and is a predicted model, not a curated record. Lineage: Eukaryota; Metazoa; Chordata; Actinopteri; Osteoglossiformes; Osteoglossidae. The transcript has 11 exons.